AUGAGGGGUGUCGUGCUCCUGCUCAUCGCGUCCAUCUCAUGCGCAACAGCGCCAGUCUCCGCCCUGGCUGCCUGGUACCAGCCGGGGGCCCUCAACCUCCUGGUCGGCCUUGAGGAUGGCACCCUCCAGGCGCUGCUGGUCCCGCGGGAUGGCCUGACCGAGGCUGCCGAGACCGGCAUCCCCGCCGGCGUUGCACCGGGAGCCGCAGCCGCACCCCUGGACUGCAGGUCGCCCUGCAGUAUCCGAGCCCUGAGGCUGAUCGGCAACGCCAAGAGACGGAGGGGCCGCGAUGGGGUCCUGCCAGGGGGCCCCGUCCUCGUCAGCGUCCUCGCCCGAGGCGGUUUGGACGCUUCAGAGCCCAGCACGGCCUUUGUUGUCCGGGUGCCCGGCGCCAGCGAGGCCCUCUUUGACCGACUGGGGCCCGCGCUGGCGUCCUCCCAGCCCCUGGAGUCGCCCGGCAUCGCUCUGCUGGCGCGUGGCGUGCUGACGGGGCGGGCUUUUGCCGCGGCUGGGGCAGAGGGACUGUCGCCCCCGGAGCCAUGCCUGGGCCUCGCCGGGGACGAACUGAUGGCGGCGGCGCAGGGCCCCCACGCCGUGCACGCGCUGACCCGCGCCGGCCGGCUGGCGAGCCUGAGGCUGGGCCGGGGCGGCCGGCCGGGGUGCACGCUUGCCGCGCAGCGCGCCCUCCCGCCCGCCCUGACCGAGCGGGACGUGGCGCUCACGGCGGCGGGCGGACACACGGUGAUCGUGGCGGGGGGCGGCACGCUGGCCGCCUACGAGGCCGGCGGGCGGGGAUCGCCCCGCGGCCCGGCGCUGGCGGCGCGGCAGCCGCUGGCCGCAGUGCUGGCCGCGGUCCUGUCCCGUGGUGGCCGGCUGCCGGACAGCGAGGGCGGCAUGGGAGUGCUGCUGGAGGGCAGCGCCUCGGGGCACGUGGCCGUGGCCCUGGCGGGGCAAACCCUGGCGAUCUUCUGCCUGGCGCAGCCCCAGGGUCCCGCUCUCCCCCGCGGCCAGGGCCUGGCCGCGGGGGCGGUGCAGAUCCUCCAGGGGCUGACUUCAAGAACGGGGCUGAAGUCCCACGCGCCGAGCGGCGCAAGGGGCGGGGCAGGCGGGAAGUCAAAGCGGGCACAUCGGAGAGCGCACAGCCCCCCCUUGAGGGGACGGGCCGACACUGCCAGCUUUGAGAACCUGGGUGGCAGCGAGGACGACAAUGAUGCCUCCGUUCACAUGCUCCUCAGCGAGCUCGAUGUGGAGGUGCUGGAGGAGGGGUGA
This is a messenger RNA of Auxenochlorella protothecoides, 1269 nucleotides long. RefSeq lists its product as hypothetical. Bases 1 to 1269 code for a protein of 422 amino acids. The record is from RefSeq and is a predicted model, not a curated record. Lineage: Eukaryota; Viridiplantae; Chlorophyta; Trebouxiophyceae; Chlorellales; Chlorellaceae. The transcript has 4 exons.